GCUAUCCGGACAGACCAGUCCACCUCCCCUUCUGACCGAAGCNGUCUGAUGGAACGCCAUGGGAUCGGGACUGACGCGACUCAUGCGGAUCACAUCGAAACAAUCAAACAACGUUUGUAUGUUGGAAUGGAACAAGCAAAGUUUCUUGUCCCGGGUCAGCUUGGCAUGGGAUUGGUUGAUGGAUAUGAUACUAUGGGUUUGGAGAUGUCAAAACCCAACCUUCGAGCAGAACUUGAAGCGGAUUUGAAACUGUGA
This is a messenger RNA of Echinostoma caproni, 255 nucleotides long. NCBI's taxonomy places the organism in Eukaryota, Metazoa, Platyhelminthes, Trematoda, Plagiorchiida, Echinostomatidae. The record is from the annotation of a GenBank genome assembly.